Neohortaea acidophila is the source of this 1239-nucleotide messenger RNA. RefSeq lists its product as uncharacterized. Bases 199 to 1239 code for a protein of 346 amino acids. Lineage: Eukaryota; Fungi; Ascomycota; Dothideomycetes; Mycosphaerellales; Teratosphaeriaceae. Gene Ontology annotation, molecular function: monooxygenase activity; FAD binding. The transcript has 2 exons. The record is from RefSeq and is a predicted model, not a curated record.
CCGGUGAUUCAUACGAUGACAUGUAAGACCCUCCGUUCCUUGGGUCCUGCUGGACGAAGACCUCCGUCAUACCAAGACACUCGCGUCAGCCGGGAGUUCUCUUCAAAGCGUCCAUGAAACGAUAGAUACCUUUCUCUCCUUCGCUAAUCUUCUCUACCUCCACUCUCUUUCCUUGCGAUCUUUUCUCCAUUCAGCAACAUGGCCGAUUUUCACGUUGCAAUCAUAGGCGCGGGACCCGCUGGCCUAGCUCUGGCUCUCGCCCUCCACGCGCAGUCAAUCUCCUGCGCCAUCUACGAAGCCCGUGAUGCUCCGCUCAACAAAAUCGGCGGCGGCCUAGUACUCGCCCCAAACGGGCUCAAAGUCCUCCAAGGCAUCGGCAUCUAUGACUCUCUCCUCGAUCAUUCAUAUCCUUUUGACACCGCCUAUGUUCAACUCGGCCCCACCGGUGCCAUCAUCGAUACGAUUGAGUAUGGCGGCAAGGCCAAGUACGGGAUAAAUGCCCUGCGUACUUACCGCUACACCCUCCUCGCUCAGCUAUUGGCAAAAGUUCGCGCGGCCAGCAUUCCGAUUCACUUUAACCGCCGCUUCUCCCAUGUCUUGGCUCAGACGGACACCGAUGUCACGUGGCAGUUCACCGACGGCAGUAGCUCACACGCCUCGAUUUUGGUCGGCGCAGAUGGCAUUCGCUCUCAUGUGCGCGAGUACGUCGCCCCGGACAUCAAGCCAACCUUUGACGGCGUCGUAAGCCUUCUAGCCGUCGUGCCCACCACGCAAUUGGGCCUGCCCGCCAAAGACCUCGAAGACCUCAAUAACGGGCACAACAAGCAUCCGCUACCGAGCUGCAUAGUGGCCCCUCAGUGUGGAGCCAUGCUCUUCUUCCCGCAAAAGAAAUCAGGCGACGAAGUUAUGAUCUCGGUCAUGCGGCCACUGCCCGAUGAGCCGGAGCACUGGGCUCCCCUUGAUGCCGAUAAGGAGCGUCUUCGAGCGAUGUUUCGUGAGAAUGUGGAACAGUUUCCCGAAGUGGUCAGGAAUGCGGUCCGGGAGAUCCCCAGCGAGGGCCUGCACGUUUGGCCUGCAUAUCAAGUUCCAUCGCUGGAGCACUGGUCGUCCGGGCGGGUCGUCAUCGUGGGUGAUGCGGCUCACGCCCUCCCCCCACACGCCGGGCAGGGCAUAAAUCUUGCUUUCGAAGAUGUGUAUCUACUUGCGGAUUGCACGUCUUCCACCCGCAGCUCAGGCUAG